CGACGUCCGUGACACUGCAAUCCACAGUAAACACAGACUGUCGCCCCACCGAGAUCAAGCUAGCUAUCGGUUACCUGAGCAGAAAGGAGAUGGAUACUUUCAGCAAGAUAGUACUGCCUGUUGCAGUACAGGAAUCAUCCAGGACUGGUAAAAUUAGGCUUCUUUGUUGUUCCCCUAGUGAUGUGCUUGCCCCGUUUGGCAUAGUGAGAGACUAUAGCUGAACCCCCUCCCUGUCCUGUUGCUGUUUCCCCCUGAAGACCUCCACCACUACCUCCUUCCUCAUCCUCCAUCUUCUCUUCCUCCCUCCGGCCGCCCCUGUGAUGCCUCCCUCGUGCUGUGGCUGCCUGUCACAGUACACCCAUCAUCAUCUGGUUGCCUUCCUCCUCACCUUCUUUAGCUAUGUGUUGCUACAUGCGUCCAGGAAGACGUUCAGCAAUGUGAAAGUGAGCAUCUCAGCCCAGUGGACGCCAUCUCUCCAGAAUGACAGCGCGUCCGCUUUCUCCCCUGGCGAGACAUGGGAGGAAAAUCGUCUGUUUGCAGAUGAAAAGCAGGCCACUCUGUUCCUGGGAGCUCUGGACUCCAUCUUUCUCUUCUCAUAUGCAGUGGGUCUGUAUUUAAGCGGGAUGAUUGGGGACAGAGUGAACCUGCGCUACGUGCUCUGCUUCGGCCUGUGUGGCUCUGCUGCAGUGGAGUUUGUGUUUGGCACCCUCACUGAAUGGCUCCACAUCUACAACAUCUAUCUGUACUGUGGCCUGUGGGUGCUGAACGGCCUGCUGCAGUCAGCGGUGUGGCCCUGCGUGGUGGCCGUCAUGGGCAACUGGUUCGGAAAGUCGGGCCGUGGCUUUGUGUUUGGCCUGUGGAGUGCUUGUGCCUCUGUAGGCAACAUCCUGGGGGCCUUCCUGGCUUCUAGCGUGCUCAAGUAUGGAUAUGAGUAUGCCUUCCUGGUGACCUCAGUGGUGCAGUUUGCUGGUGGGGUGGUGGUGUUCUUCGGCCUACUUACCUCCCCAAAAGAAGUCGGUAAGGAAGGUUUGAGCUUGGAGUCAGAGACUGGACUUGGCCCGGUGGAGACAGACACAGACAGCCACAGGCCUUUGAUGAGCGACGAGGAGGAUGAGGUAGAGGAGUAUGGCAGACCAUACCAGUCAGUUCAGCAGCUGGACGAACCUCCGGCCGAGUCUCCUCAAGCCAUCGGCUUCUGCCAGGCUUUCUGUCUUCCCGGAGUGCUACCUUAUUCCCUGGCUUAUGCGUGUCUGAAGCUGGUCAACUACUCCUUCUUCUUCUGGCUUCCUUUCUACCUGAGCAACAACUACGGCUGGAAGGAGGCUGAGGCCGACCGCCUGUCCGUGUGGUAUGAUGUCGGAGGAAUCAUCGGAGGGACAGUUCAGGGUCUGAUAUCUGACUUCAUGGGAAAGAGAGCCCCAGUGUUGGCCUUAAGUCUGGCGCUGGCAAUGGGAGCCCUGGUGGGAUACAGCCGCUCACCUAAUGACCAGGUGAUAAACGCUGCACUGUUAGCUACCACUGGCUUCUUCAUUGGCGGUCCAUCUAAUAUGAUCAGCUCGGCCAUAUCUGCUGACCUGGGCAGACAGGACGCUCUGAGGGGUAGUCAGGAGGCUUUGGCUACUGUCACUGGCAUAGUGGACGGAACUGGAAGUAUAGGAGCUGCUGGGGGACAGUACCUGGUGUCCCUGAUUGAGAGCAAGCUGGGCUGGAUGUAUGUGUUCUACUUCUUCAUCGUCAUGACAGGGGGCAGCAUUCUGUUCAUCACUCCCUUGCUCCUCAAAGAGGUGCGUGUCAUGUGGAGAGACAGACGAGUGCUGCGCCGCCAGCUGUGAAAGCGACAACAUCUGCCAGCCAUAAUGUUUCUAUUCUUAUCAGUGACAGCGCAGCAGGGCUGCUCAGAAAUGGCUCCUUUUAGGUGCGUUGCGGGUGGUGGGAAGAUUAGAGGUUGAGCUGAAGUACCUAAAAGGAAAAAGGUUUUUAAAGGGCCCUGGCUGUCAGGCACAACCAGUCUGUGAAUUCAGGCCUUGUAGGGCCAUCACAGAAUGUACUAGUGUAUAUAUUUUAGGAUUUAAAGGGAUGUAAAAACUUAACUUUUGAAAAUGUAGAUGCUCUUGAGUCAAGUUGAAUGAAAUUUGGCCUCUUAAAUCAGGAGUUCUUAACUUAAAGUUUAGGCCCUCUGAGACAAUUUGAGGAUUGCCUAAAGAAUGUGAAUAAUAAUUUGUAAUGUAGAAAUUUAUUGUCAGCUUUUGUAGAUAUGUAUGAUAUUUUUGUUGUUUUUGGUUGAGAUAAUGAAUAUUGCACUACUGUAGUAUUCUUACAGUAAUUAGGCAAAGACUUGAAGAUUUUAGUGAACCACUUAGAUCUUAGCUGGGUUUUGGGAAACUUUCCCCUCGCAGCCACUUAAUUUCUCAUGUGUACAGUUUUGUGUAAUCAGGGUUAGAAACUAUACUGUAAAGCCUUUUCAUUACAGGGAAUUGUCCUCUCGAUUCUAUAUAUGUUAGUGACUGACUUGAUGUUCGCUUAUCAUUCCUUUUUCACUUCCUGUUCACUGGAAUGUUUACGCCUCAAGUUUCAGUGUCUUCAUUCACAGGAGAUCGCUGUGAAAACCCUCACACACACUGACAAAAUCACAAUUAGAAAAAUCUCCCAUGGUCUUCUCACACAUUCACUUUACAGUGUAGCAUGCCUAAUACACAUUGAAGUGUAAACUGCAUACUGACAUUGCAGAAGAGAAAAGUUUUGCCUCUUUGUAGCAGAAGCUGCACAACUUGACUGUGAAUCUUUGUCUGAACAUUGUCUGUUAUUAUGUUUUAAAGGCCAAUGAAGGUAAAAUACUAGUCUUUUUAUACUAUACUUACUCUUGAUCAGGGUGGGAAAGUUAUCAUACAACACCAGCCACGUGCUACGUAAUGUUUGGGCAGGUUGUCUACUUUACUAGACACUUUGCUCAGUAGCUGGCCAUCAUUUUGGGGGAGAUCAUUUUGGUUAAAAUCAGGCCACUGUGGCCAGUAGACACAACAGAUUUGCUCCGUUGCAUGUAAAUAUGUGAAUUGCCAUGUAAAGUGCUUUUGAGACAGGUUCCUUAUGCUUAACCUAGAGCAGUGGAGCUUAAAAUGAGACCUCCGGUGUCUCUGAACUUGCCAAGUAAAUAAUGUCAUAGAAUGUAAAUUGAAAUGUAUGUGGAAUGUGUAACAAUAUCUGUGGUGUAUUUCUUUCUUCUUUUAUUUGUAUUUAUAUGUACUUUAAGUUUUAACUAAUGUAUGUGCAAAUUUUAAUUUUAAAUAAAUUGACAUUUUGCAAAA
Messenger RNA from Siniperca chuatsi (mandarin fish), 3302 nucleotides. It is a transcript of the gene slc37a3, whose product is annotated as solute carrier family 37 member 3. Gene Ontology annotation, biological process: transmembrane transport. The transcript has 15 exons. The record is from RefSeq and is a predicted model, not a curated record. Gene Ontology annotation, cellular component: endoplasmic reticulum membrane. Gene Ontology annotation, molecular function: transmembrane transporter activity. Lineage: Eukaryota; Metazoa; Chordata; Actinopteri; Centrarchiformes; Sinipercidae. Bases 321 to 1832 code for a protein of 503 amino acids.